This is a messenger RNA of Equus quagga, 1497 nucleotides long. RefSeq names its product fascin actin-bundling protein 3 (gene FSCN3). The record is from RefSeq and is a predicted model, not a curated record. The coding region runs from base 1 to 1497 and encodes 498 amino acids. Gene Ontology annotation, molecular function: actin filament binding; protein-macromolecule adaptor activity. The transcript has 6 exons. NCBI's taxonomy places the organism in Eukaryota, Metazoa, Chordata, Mammalia, Perissodactyla, Equidae. Gene Ontology annotation, biological process: actin filament bundle assembly; cell migration; establishment or maintenance of cell polarity. Gene Ontology annotation, cellular component: growth cone; ruffle; cell projection membrane.
AUGGAUGAGGUAGAGUGGACACGAAGACGACCCAAGCCUGAGGACCUAAGGGUUGGGCUCAUCAGCUGGGCAGGGUCCUACCUCACUUAUGAGACAUAUAAGAGUACAGUCACUGCUACUGCAAAGGGUUUGGGCCGGAGACAGACCUGGGAGAUCCUGGUGAGCAAUGAGCAUGACACACAGGCUCUGGUACGACUAAGGAGCUUGCAGGGCCUCUACCUUCUGUGUGAGGCUGAUGGCAGUCUGUGCUAUGGCCGGCCAAGGACAAGCCACCACGGAUGCUUCCUCCUCCGUUUCCACCGCAAUGGCAAGUGGACCCUGCAGUGCAUAAUCAGUGGUCGUUAUCUGGAGUCUGAUGGUGAGGACGUGUUCUGCAACUCCCGAGUCCUCUCAGCUUACCACAUGUGGACCCCCCGGCCAGCCCUGCAUGUCCAUGUGAUCCUCUACAGCCCUGUCAACCACUGCUACGCCCGGGCUGACCCUGGUGUGGGCCGUGUCUGGGUGGAUGCACCAGUUCCCUGCCUGAAGGAAUGUGGCUUUCUGUUGCAUUUCCAAGAUGGAUGCUACCACCUGGAGACCUCUACACACUCCUUCUUGUCCCACUUAGACCGGCUGGUCUCCCAACCCUCAACACAGACAGCUUUUCAUAUGCAAGUACGGCCUGGCGGACUCGUAGCACUGAGCGAUGGAGAAGGAGGCAUGUUGUAUCCACAAGGCACACGUCUGCUCCUGGGCUUGGGCUCCAGUCCGCACAGGGGAGAGGAGUGGUUCAUCCUACAGCGCUGCCCAACCUGGGUCAGCCUCAGGUCAAAGGCCCACAAGUUCCUCUCUGUCAUCUAUGAUGUUGAGUUGUGCGCUGCGUCUGAACGCUUAACCCAGAUGUCCUUGUUCCAGUUUGAAUGUGACAAGGACAGCCCCAACUUGCAGCUUCGUUCAGCCAAUGGCUGCUACCUAGCCCAGAGACGUCACAAGAGAGUGAUGGCCGAUGGGCAGCCACUGGAGUCUGACACCUUCUUCCGUAUGCACUGGAAUUGUGGCAAGAUCUUCCUGCAGUCUCCCAAUGGACGCUUCUUGGGUAUAGUAGCCAAUGGCCUGCUCAUGGCCAAUGCCACCGUUCCAGGCCCAAAUGAGGAAUUUGGGGUUCUGUUAGCCAACCGUCCCUUCAUCGCAUUGCGUGGUCGAUAUGGGUAUGUGGGCACCUCGUCAGAAUGUGACCUCAUGCAGUGCAAUAUGGAUCAACCUGACUGCAUUCACCUGCUGCCCUGCCGCCAGGGCAUCUACCACUUCCAGGCACAGGGCGGAUCGUUCUGGUCAAUAACAUCCUUCGGCACCUUUCGCCCUUGGGGAAAGUUCGCCCUCAACUUCUGUAUAGAGCUUCAGGGUAGCAACUUGCUCACGGUGCUGGCACCCAAUGGCUUCUACAUGCGAUCUGACCGAAGCGGCACCCUGUUGGCAGACAGCGAAGACAUUACCAAAGAGUGUAUUUGGGAAUUUUAG